Molecule: messenger RNA, 2078 nt
Organism: Populus nigra (black poplar)
Lineage: Eukaryota; Viridiplantae; Streptophyta; Magnoliopsida; Malpighiales; Salicaceae
Product: O-fucosyltransferase 38
Exons: 11
Coding region: 121-1629 (502 amino acids)
Cellular component (GO): cytoplasm; nucleus
Source: RefSeq, a predicted model, not a curated record
AAAAAAAGAAGAGGAAAACCAAGCCCAUUGAAUUCUCUGGUACAUUCUGAUUUCCGAGGUUCCUGUGAAAGAGAGAUCUACCUUAACCGCUUCUGCUACUCCCGGCAAUCGUGGAAGAAAAUGGCAAACAACAGAGGAUAUCCCCAUUUCAGAAGAUUUCUCUCAAGAAGACAAUAUAUUCUUACGACAGCUCUCUUCACAAUCUUUGCUUUUGUUUUUUCUAUUUUCCUUCUACUUUAUGGAUUUGCCCCAAAGGAAGAUGACAUAUUGAAAGAUGAUACAAGACUUGAAGAACCCCAACAAUCUCAAUCUGUGCAGCAGCAGGUGUCAGAUGAAAACCUUUGGGGUGCUUCUCUAAGCCAUGGCUUGCACCCAUGUAUCAAGCCAACAGUUAGACAUAAAGCUGCCCAAGGAUCAGAUCACUAUAUAACUGUGAGAAGCAACGGAGGACUAAAUCAAAUGCGCACUGGUAUCUCAGACAUGGUGGCUGUGGCACACAUUAUGAACGCUACCUUAGUCAUCCCUCAACUGGAUAAACGGUCAUUCUGGCAAGACACGAGCACAUUUUCAGAUAUAUUUGAUGAGCUUCAUUUCAUUACGACCUUACAAGAUGAUGUAAGGAUUGUUAAGGCGCUUCCGAAGGAAUUGGAGUCAAUUCCUCGGGCCAGGAAACACUUCACCUCCUGGUCUGGCAUGGGUUACUACGAAGAGAUGGCUCGACUAUGGAAGGACUAUCAGGUAAUUCAUGUUGCGAAGUCAGAUUCCCGGCUGGCAAACAAUGAUUUGCCUCUUGAUAUACAGAGGUUGAGAUGUCGUGCUCUAUACCGUGCUCUCCGUUUUUCUCCUUCAAUUGAAAGCCUAGGAAAGAAGCUUGUGGAGCGUCUGAGAUCACACAGCGGAAGAUACAUUGCUCUCCAUCUGAGAUAUGAGAAGGACAUGCUCUCUUUUACUGGCUGUACAUAUGGGCUGACUGAGGCAGAAUCUGAAGAGCUGCGAAUAAUGAGGGAGAAUACUAACCAUUGGAAGGUUAAAAAGAUAAACUCAACAGAACAGAGGGUGGGAGGCUUUUGCCCUCUAACUCCGAAAGAGGUGGGAAUAUUUCUUGAAUCUCUUGGGUAUCCUCCAAUAACAACAAUUUAUAUUGCAUCGGGGGAAAUUUAUGGUGGUGAAGCUCGCCUUUCAGAACUUAAGUCUCGCUUCCCAAAUAUAAUUUCCAAGGAAGCAUUGGCUACAGCAAAGGAGUUAGAACCAUUUGCCAAUCAUGGCAGUCAAACUGCAGCACUUGAUUAUAUUAUUUCUGUAGAGAGCAAUGUCUUUGUUCCCUCUCAUUCAGGUAAUAUGGCCAGAGCUGUUGAGGGCCACAGAAGAUUCUUAGGACACCGCAGGACAAUCAACCCAGACAGGAAAGGACUUGUUGAACUAUUUGAUAAGCUAGAAAGUGGAGAGCUGAAAUUAGGGUCCUCAUUUUCUCACCUUGUUCAAGAAAUGCACAAGAACAGGCAAGGAGCUCCAAGAAAAAGACAUGGUCCAUUGCCAGGAAUAAAAGGCCGAGCACGUUUGAGGACUGAAGAAUCUUUCUAUGAGAAUCCAUAUCCAGAGUGUAUCUGCCGAUCAAAGAAAGCAGUUUGAAAUGAAGUUAAUGCCCUCAAGUUAGACGUUACAUAAGAUUUCCAAGUUUUGUAUCCGUUAGUGUAUGGCGGUGACUAAAAUCAACAAGAAGCUAGCUGGUUGUCUAAACCAAAAUCGAUGGAGCCUAGCCAGCAUUCAUUCUUAGUUCUUAACAUUAGCAGAGUUAGAGGAGGGGAGAAGGACUUGCAUGGCCGCUAGCAGAAAACCCAGAUUUCGUUGUUGUAUCACUCCUAUACUAAUAUUCUUUGUUUGAAUUAUUCGGUUCAAGGAGAGCCCCAUAUCAUGGUUUGGUAUGUAAAACACUGUAUCUCAUGUGAGUGCUGACCGAAAUUUAUCAGCCCGCCCUUUUGUCCGUCUGGCCACUGUGAUCCUGAGAGCAUUUCAUUCGAUUAUCCAUGUUGUUGGGACAGAAAGUAAAGAAAGAAAUAUCUUUAUUUCUUCUUUUGAAA